Messenger RNA from Radiomyces spectabilis, 1323 nucleotides. RefSeq names its product CDC50/LEM3 family. Bases 126 to 1223 code for a protein of 365 amino acids. Gene Ontology annotation, cellular component: plasma membrane; endoplasmic reticulum; Golgi apparatus. The transcript is spliced from 6 exons. NCBI's taxonomy places the organism in Eukaryota, Fungi, Mucoromycota, Mucoromycetes, Mucorales, Radiomycetaceae. The record is from RefSeq and is a predicted model, not a curated record.
UUUUUUUUUUUUUUGGUCCCUUGGCUCUUUUUUGGUCCUCCGCUUUUCACUUUCAAGCCCGUCUGAUCUUUUUCUAUUGUCGCUUUUGUGCUGCUUGUUAUCUGUUUCCUUGCUUUUGCUUUUGCAUGUCCGAAUUAAAGAGUAGAAAGCCUGCUAAUACUGCGUUUAAGCAGCAGCGCCUUAAGGCUUGGCAACCGCUGCUUACUCCUAAAACGGUGCUACCUACCCUAUUUGCGGCAGGCAUCAUAUUUGCACCGUUAGGCGGUCUAUUUCUAUAUGAGAGCGACACGGUGAACGAAAUUAUCAUUGAUUACACAGGAUGCAUCGAUCACACAGGCACUACCCCAGCGACACUUGAUGAUAAGUUUUACAGCUAUAAAUUCACAUCUGAAAACACAACAGUUAUUCGAGCACCAACCUAUCAACUCACCAACUCCACAACGUAUCUUAACAAUCAGACAUUACCCAAUGGCGAAACCGUUCCACGAUGCAUCAUUCAGUUUUCUAUUCCCAUGCCGAUGAAUGCCCCCAUCUACCUCUAUUACAAGCUUACCAAUUUUUAUCAAAAUCACCGUAAAUACGUCAAGAGUCUCAGCUACAAUCAGUUGCAUGGUGAUAUGAUGACUCAAGUCGAUGCGAACUCGUCUUGCUAUCCUGUCGGCGUCGAUCCGGCAGGCAAAAUAUUCUAUCCUUGCGGUCUCAUAGCAAACUCCAUGUUCAAUGAUUCUUUCACUGGUCUCAAGCUACUGAACCCUCGAGGUGGCGAUGGCGAUGAUAUUCCUUAUGCUUUUAGCGAAAAGGGUAUCGCUUGGCCAUCGGAUCGGUCGCGCUUUGGAAAGACUUCUUUACCGCUUGAUCAAAUUGUCCCGCCACCCAACUGGGUCAAACGGUAUCCUAACGGUGUUUAUUCCGCUGAUAAUAUAUUUAAUCCACAAGAAGACGAACACUUUCAAGUGUGGAUGAGAAUCAGCUGGUUCCCCACUUUCAGAAAAUUAUACUCCAAAUAUGAAGGCGAAACCAUGCAGGCUGGAACCUAUGAGAUUCAAGUAGACAUGAAUUACGAUAUCAGAGCCUAUGGGGGUACAAAAUCAAUUGUUAUUACCGGCACUUCAUUCCUCGGUAAUCGUAAUCCAUUUAUGGGACUAUCCUACAUUAUUAUGGGUUGUAUUUGUGCUCUUUUAGGAGUAGUGUUUCUGGGAUGGCACUUUUUCAGACCAAGGUAAAAUCAAUCAUUGAUAUGUAUUCUACUCCAGAAACAAAACCUGAUGAUCAAGUUAUUUGGAUUAGAAAACUCGGUGAUCAUGAUCGUUUAUCCUGGAAUCA